AUGCGGUCUUUCGCACCCUGGGUUUUGAGCCUUGUCGGGGCUGCUGCUGUGGCCUCUGCAGCUGAUGCAAAUGCCGACGCCAAAUCUGAUGUCGUUUCCUUGACCAAGGAUACCUUUAACAGCUUCGUCAAGGAGCAUGACUUGGUGUUGGCCGAGUUCUUUGCUCCUUGGUGUGGCCACUGCAAGGCCCUGGCCCCGAAGUAUGAAGAGGCCGCCACCGAGUUGAAGGGCAAGAACAUCCCGCUUGUCAAGGUCGACUGCACAGCGGAAGAGGAAUUGUGCAGAGAUUACGGGAUCGAGGGUUACCCGACCAUGAAGAUCUUCCGUGGUCCUGAGUCCACCAAACCCUAUAUGGGAGCUCGCCAGGCGGAAUCGAUUGUUUCCUACAUGAUUAAGCAGUCCCUCCCGGCCGUAUCCACCGUUUCCGAGGCCAAUCUCGAAGAAAUCAAGACCAUGGACAAGAUUGUUGUUAUCGGAUAUUUUGAUGAGAACGACAAGUCCUCCAGCAAGGCGUUCACCACCUUCGCUGAGGCCCAUAGAGAUCACUACCUUUUCGCCGCCGCCAGUGACCCGGCCAUCGCCAAGGCGGAAGGUGUGAAGCAACCCUCUGUUGUUCUUUACAAGGACUUUGACGAGAAGAAGGCCGUCUACUCUGGAGAGCUGGAGCAAGACACAUUGCUCAGCUGGGUGAAGACUACUAGUACUCCACUUGUUGGUGAAAUUGGCCCCGAGACUUACUCCGACUACAUUACGUCCGGUAUUCCGUUGGCAUACAUCUUUGCCGAGACCAAGGAGGAACGCGAGAAGUUUGUCGAGGAAUUCAAACCUGUCGCAGAGAAGCACAGGGGAUUCAUCAACAUUGCCACUAUCGACGCCAAGAUGUUCGGCGCCCACGCUGGCAACCUUAACCUCGACCCUCAGAAGUUCCCAGCAUUUGCUAUUCAGGACCCUGUGAAGCACGCCAAGUACCCUUAUGACCAGGAGAAAGAGUUGAAGGCCAAGGAUGUUGGCAAGUUCAUCCAGGAGGUUAUUGAAGGCAAAGUUGAGCCUAGCAUCAAGUCUGAACCUGUUCCCGAGACCCAGGAGGGCGCAGUUACGGUCGUCGUUGCCCGUUCUUACAAGGAUAUUGUUCUUGAUGAUGAGAAGGAUGUUCUCAUUGAAUACUACGCCCCUUGGUGUGGACACUGCAAAGCUCUUUCCCCGAAGUACGACGAGCUCGCCAGCCUCUACGCCGAUGGUCUUAGCUCCAAGGUCACCAUUGCCAAGAUCGAUGCCACUGCCAACGAUGUCCCUGAGCCGAUCACUGGCUUCCCCACUAUCAAGUUGUUCCCCGCUGGUGCCAAGGACUCCCCUAUCGAGUAUCUCGGCACCCGGACUGUGGACGACUUGGCCAACUUCGUGAAGGAGAACGGCAAACACCAGGCUGAUGCUUACUCCACUAAGGAAGCGAAGUCUGAGAAAGGCGAUGAGGCUGCCUCGUCCGAGGCUCCUGCUGCUACCGGAGAUGACCACGAUGAAUUGUAA
Molecule: messenger RNA, 1524 nt
Organism: Aspergillus ruber CBS 135680
Lineage: Eukaryota; Fungi; Ascomycota; Eurotiomycetes; Eurotiales; Aspergillaceae
Gene: pdiA
Product: protein disulfide isomerase PDI1
Exons: 4
Coding region: 1-1524 (507 amino acids)
Biological process (GO): protein folding; response to endoplasmic reticulum stress
Cellular component (GO): endoplasmic reticulum
Molecular function (GO): protein disulfide isomerase activity
Source: RefSeq, a predicted model, not a curated record